UAAAAAUUCAACCCAAUUUCAUUCGACACCUUGACUUUCCAGAGUAUCAUAAUUAUGUCGUCAUGAAGUUUGUCAUGUUGAAUUUGAACUGAAGAAAUAUUGUAGAGGUUUCAUCUAUUAUAGCUAUUGAAAAUCAAAAUUGAUCUUUCUGCAUUGGGAAUGUCCCAAAAAAUUGAUCCAAAAGAAGUUCUCAGUAUUCUCAAUGCUUUGGGUUAUAAAAAUAUAGAUUCAAAACAACUUAAACUUUUUAUAAAAGAUUUGAAGAAACUCAGAAAAUAUGAGGGAAGAAAACAUAAUCGGCCAAUAAAUGCUUCAAAAUCUGAAGCGAAAACAUCGAAGAGGUCAGUGAAAAUAAUACUCACAAAACCUUCUGGAUCUAUCUUGAAUUUGAUGGAAGAUUCAGAGGUAUUGAAUUCAACAGAUAAUUUAAAAAAUGUUCAAAAAUCUCCAGAUCGAAAUAAAACUGCUCUGAAAAGUUCUCACAAUCAAUUUUCAAAUUCUCACCAUCUUCCUGCACGCGUUUUAGUUUUGAAAGUAUCACUUUUCCGCAUUGGUGCUAGAAAGAGAUUUUUCUGGCAAGUAUCGCAACAGUUGCGUACACGCUAA
Coccinella septempunctata (seven-spotted ladybird) is the source of this 606-nucleotide messenger RNA. RefSeq lists its product as uncharacterized. The record is from RefSeq and is a predicted model, not a curated record. The transcript has 2 exons. Lineage: Eukaryota; Metazoa; Arthropoda; Insecta; Coleoptera; Coccinellidae. The coding region runs from base 160 to 606 and encodes 148 amino acids.